Closterium sp. NIES-67 is the source of this 2213-nucleotide messenger RNA. The record is from the annotation of a GenBank genome assembly. Lineage: Eukaryota; Viridiplantae; Streptophyta; Zygnematophyceae; Desmidiales; Closteriaceae.
GCGUAAGGAUGGCGGACGGCAUUGUGUUACCAGCGGGUUUCAGGGCUGGCGAGCGCUGGUCGGGCUGUCACAGCGGCUACCACAGAGCUCGACACAAUUCGAUUUCUCUCACCACUCAUCAUGGCGCGGCGCGAGGGCUCGUCAGCGGAUUGGAUGGCGGAUCUCGAACGCGCCUUGCGCUCCACGCAGCCUGCCGUCCAGCACCACGGCAUAUUGGCAGCCGGCCCUGCACUAGCCGAUUGGGCCACAUGGCAGCAGCAAGGGAGGAGGGCAAGGGGGGGGGGGAAGAGGAAGAGGGAGGCGGAGGAAAGCAGAAAGCAGCAACAAGCCCCUGAGUCGCAUGGUGUCGUGGCGCGAUUCAAUUCGCUGGUACUGCGUCUGGCCGAUGCCUUCAGCAGCAGCAGCAGCGCCACCCGCCUCUGCAUUCUCAAGCUCCUCCUCCUCCACCUCACCACCGCUGCCUCCCCUCCCCCUCCUGCCACUGCUGCUCGUGCCACGCUAGCUGCGUCCGCUGUUUCCUCCCCAUUUCCUGCUGCCUGGAGGAGAGAACAAGAGAGCUCAGGUAUGCCUGACGUCAGCAGCAUGUGUGACGUCAGCCUGCUACAGUGGCGGUGGAGGAGGGAGGGGGAACGAAGGGGUGGUUUGUGGAGGGGAAGGGGAGCAAGGGGCGGAAGGGGUGGAGGAGGUGACUUGGAAGGGAGAGAGGAAGGACAGAACAGGAGGCAGUGGUUGAGAUGUGCCGAGCGAGCGGGAGUGAGCGUUGGGUGCGAUCCGUUGAGGAGAAUGCAAGGAGAUGAAGAUUGGGAGGAGGGGUGUCAUGGGGAGGCAGAGAAGAGAGGUUGGGAUGAUGGUACGGUGGAUGAGGGUGAUGAUGAUGCUGACGUGGGCGGAAACAGCGCCAGCAGCACUGAUGAGAGUGGGGAUGGCAGCGCCAGCAGCACUGAUGAGAGUGGGGAUGGCAGCGCCAGUGGCAGUGAUGGCGCAGAUGCUGACACUUGUGAUGCUGCUGAUGAUGGCGAUGACGAUUGGGCAGGGGUGUUGACUCCUCGGAAGCUGUUGAACCCAAACCAAGUCAUCACCCGCAUUGCCCCUCUGCUCGCCCGCUCCUUCCCCUCUUCAGCCACAGCCACAGCCACAGCGGCAGCGGCAGUAGCAGCAGGCACAGCAGCCGCCGUGCCUCAGAGCUCCCCUGCGCCCCCAUCCUCACACGCUGCAAGUGCUGUUGAGCCCCUUGACGCCCUUCAAUCCAGGUGCCUCGCGCUGCGCCUGAUUGGCUGCUUGGCUCCGCUGGCUGCUGGCGUGGCACACGUGCAGGAGAUGGUGGUGCGGGCGAUGAUGGGCGCAGAGGGGAGGGAGGAGCGCCACGCAGCUCUCUUUGCUCUCACAUUCCUCUGCGAUGUCUCUCCGCCCUUCGCCCUCCACACUCUCCCCCUCCUCCUCUCCCUCACUCUCCCCUCCUCCCCACCGCCAUCCCUGCCCCUCUCACUCAUGAGGACUCUGCUGAACCCGCCUCAGCUGCUCCUGCAGCGCGCUCAGCUGCAGCAGUCAGGGCAGAGGGCGCAUGGGAGGGAAUCUGGUCAGAAGAGAGUGACAAGCAGAGAGCCCCAGGGCACGACGAGCAUGCCACAGCCGCAAGAGAAGCCGCUAGGACAGCGGCAAGCAAGAUUCCACUCCCCAUCUCCAUCGCUGCUGGCGGCAAUGCACAUGCCUUGUCUAGCAACUUCCUCUCUCCUGCCACGUGUCAGCAGCCCACUGGCUCGGUGGAGGGGGGGUGAGGAGGGGGAGGAAGGAGUGCGGGUGCGAGUGGCAGCAGUGGUGCUGAAAUGCAUGGCGGGGCAUGAGGAGAGGGCUGUGAGGCGUCUGGCAUGGCAGGUUGCAGCCUGCUUGCUCUCUGCCUUCCCCUUUGCCCCGUGGUCCCCGUUGCUUCGACCAUGGGUGAGCGCGCUGCAAGCAGAGCUACACUUCUGAGCCAGUGCUUACAGCAACCUAAAAAAACCGUUCCCUUAGACUCUGCAAACAAAAUGUACCUGCUUUCUUCUUUGGGAAUUCCACGAUUUUUUGGCUGCUUUUUGUAUGAUAGAAGUCAUUUGGAGUGUCGACCCUUUGAAAGGUAAUGCUGAAAGGUCACAUAACUGGUAAUCACUGUUGGAAAUAUCUCAAAGGACUUAAGCGUUUCUGAAGUGUAACACUGUACUCGAGGAAGAUUACAGGGA